Diaporthe batatas is the source of this 1428-nucleotide messenger RNA. RefSeq lists its product as uncharacterized. Gene Ontology annotation, cellular component: membrane. The coding region runs from base 1 to 1428 and encodes 475 amino acids. The transcript is spliced from 2 exons. NCBI's taxonomy places the organism in Eukaryota, Fungi, Ascomycota, Sordariomycetes, Diaporthales, Diaporthaceae. Gene Ontology annotation, biological process: transmembrane transport. Gene Ontology annotation, molecular function: transmembrane transporter activity. The record is from RefSeq and is a predicted model, not a curated record.
AUGACAGCCCAGGAGGAGAAGGUGUCGCUCGAGAAGGCCCCGAGUGCCUCGAAAGGCGGCGGCGACAAUGUCUCCAUCUCCCGCAUCAAGUCCAUCACACAAGGCGAAAUCGUCUCGCUCGAUGCCUCCGAGGUCUUCCUCCGAGAACACAACUACUCCGACGAGUACCUCGCAGAGCUUCUGGCCGACGCGGAGAUGAACAAACGCCUCGUCCGCAAGAUCGACUUCGUCGUGCUGCCCCUGCUCGCGGGCACAUAUGUUCUGCAGUACAUCGACAAGCAGGCCAUGUCCUACGCCGCCGUCUUCGACCUUUUCAGCAGCACCGGCAUCGACCAGGACCAGUAUGCCUGGUUCACCUCCAUGUUCUACCUCGCCUACCUCGUCGCCGAAUAUCCCUGGAUGUGGGCAGCACAAAAGACACGCAUGGCGAAGAUUGUGUCUGCCUGUGUUCUGGGAUGGGGUGGGAUAUUAAUGAUCACGGCCGCUUGUCACAACUUUGCUGGAUUCGGAACAUGCCGCUUUCUGCUGGGACAGAUCCAGACCUUCCCAGUCUGGAAAGCCAUCUUCCUCCUCUGCGGUGGAGUCACAGUUGUCUGGGGCCUUGUUCUGAUGUUCUUCUUGCCCGACUCGAUCCUCGAAGCCAAGCGAUUCACUCUGGAGGAGAAGGCUCUGCUCAUUGCACGUGGCCGCCUUGCCAAGACUGGCAUUCUCAACAAGACAGUCAAGUGGGCACAGGUUGGUGAGGCAUUUAUGGACCCACAGGUCUGGCUGCUCUUCACAUUCGUGCUCUUCAACGAGGUCAUCAACGGUGGCUACGCGAGCUUCGGCAAGCUCAUCGUCAAGGGCCUCGUCACCGACCCGCUCAAGACCACCGCCCUGGGUAUUCCACAGGGCGCAUUCCAGGUUGUGUGGAUCCUUUCCGGCACGUACAUCGCCUCUCGCUACAAGAACCACCGGACCACUGUCAUGGCACUGUACAACCUGCCAACCAUAAUUGGCGUCAGCCUGAUCUGGAAGAUGGACCGGACAGACUACGCGAACAAGGUCGGCGUCCUGAUCGGAUACUACAUCUCCGGGUCCUACGUCGCUUCGCUCGUGCUGGCACUGCAGAUGCCGUCCGCCAACGUGGGAGGAUACACGAAGCGCACGUCGUCGUCUGCGCUGGUCUUCUUGGCGUACUGCGCUGGAAACGUCAUCGGCCCACAUGCAUUCUUGAAGCAGGAGUCUCCCUACUACAGGACAGGCUGCAUUGUGAUCCUGGCCUGUGCUGUGGCUCAGGUUUGCCUAGCGCUCGGCUUGAGACUGUUGCUACAGAUGAGGAAUAAGAGGCGAGACGAUGCGGCAGCGGCACAGCCACAACAGGGCGAUGCCUUUGAUGGUGCUGAUGCGACGGAUUUCGAGAACCCCGACUUCCGAUACUUACUUUGA